AUGGCAGAGGGAGGGAGCCCUGAUUUCAACUCUGAAACGCUCAAAGAUCAAGCCAAGCGGCUGAUAACUGGCUUACCCAGCUUCGAGUAUCAAUUUGAACAAUACUGUUCGUCUGGAAGACAGCACAUAACCAUCCUGCUGUGUGGAAAAACAGGUGUAGGCAAAUCGCAUUUGACGAACGCGCUCGUUGGAAAACGUCUGGCCAAAGAAGGCGAAGAUCUCAAUGCAGAAACAUAUGAGGUAACACCUUACAACUUCUCAAUGAACGGCGUGGGUGUAACGAUAGUCGACACUCCUGGGUUGGCAGAUGGCACUGGAAACGAAGAAGUGUAUCUAAAAAAAAUCAAAGAAAAUGUAACCGGUUUUGACGCAUUCAUUUUCUGCACUGAGAUGAGUAAUCGCCGAAUCAGGAACGACGAUAUUAUAACGAUUCAGAAGCUAACUGAAGCCUUCGGUCCACAGCUUUGGGAGCACGCUGUUGUUGCAUUAACAUUUGCUAAUGAGGUUCACCCACCACCCAGCAAUAGUGACGUGACGGAACAGGAGUUUUUCGAUGACCGCCUCCGAAAAUUUAAGAAGAAGAUUCAAGAAGUCGUAUUAAAAGUCGGAGUACCAGAGGAGGCGAUCAUCAAAGUGCCAUUCGUACCCACUGGAGAUUUGUGCGAGCGUCGACUACCGAGUAUCGAAAACUGGAUCGUGUGUUUCUGGAUCGCAACGUUCAAACGCUUAAACAGAAGUGCAAAACCUACGUUUCUCCUUGCAAAUAUCGACCGUUUUAAUUGCGUUUCAGAAAGAAGAGGAGGUCUAUCAUCAGGAAUAAGCCCGCCACGACCUGAGUUGAUGGAGGGAAAUCAGCUGCAAAAGCAGGGAUUUGACCACUUUCAUCAAAGUCAGAGGCCGUGGGAUGACCAAAACGCUGAUGUUAAUCGCGACUGUCGUGUGCUAAACAGAAGCCAAUCGUUGAAUGAACAAAAGCGGCAAACACCCCCGAAAACGUUGCCCAAACAAAAAUCUGAAGAAAAUAGGUCAAGGAAUGAGCGAGGUUCAGGACCUGACACCCCUGUUGGUAUUGAUCUGGAUGAGGCAUCUACUGGCGAGAUAAUGAUGGAAAUUAUCAGUGACGUCGGUAACGAGGGCAGCAGGGUAUUGGGUGACUUCAUUCGGCCCGGAACUGGCAACUUUCUGUCUGCUGUAUUCGGGUGGUUUAUGGCCUUUUUAAAAAAGUGGCUACAGAAAAAACCUUCAAUAAAAAACGAGGCUGUAGAAGAGGAGAAAGCCGAGGAACAGGAAGGCAACUAAAAACUGAUUGAUGAUAUGUAUGUGAAAUGUUCUAAAUACGAAGUCCUUUUUGUAAAUACGAAGUCCUCUUUGUAAAUACGAAGUCUUCGUUUCUCAUACGAAGAAAGCAUCGGUUCGUUUCAAAAUGUACUCAAAUUGUGCUUCGAAAAAAUUCAUAGCUUUUCACGAAACACGCAGUUCUUUUUUUAAUUAAGAAAAUCAAGUUUUCAUCGUUUUGUAUUGCAUAUUUUUAAUUUCAAUUUUUCAAUCUCAGUUUUUAAUUUUAACUGUAGAACAUGCAG
Molecule: messenger RNA, 1580 nt
Organism: Pocillopora verrucosa
Lineage: Eukaryota; Metazoa; Cnidaria; Anthozoa; Scleractinia; Pocilloporidae
Molecular function (GO): GTP binding
Source: RefSeq, a predicted model, not a curated record